This is a messenger RNA of Penicillium longicatenatum, 2295 nucleotides long. RefSeq lists its product as uncharacterized. Lineage: Eukaryota; Fungi; Ascomycota; Eurotiomycetes; Eurotiales; Aspergillaceae. The record is from RefSeq and is a predicted model, not a curated record. The transcript is spliced from 3 exons. Bases 1 to 2295 code for a protein of 764 amino acids.
AUGUUCUUGUCAGAGAAGAUUCGUGCACCAAAUCAAUGGGCCUGGGUUCGGUCCUUUGCUCCAACUCAGCGCUACUAUAGUGCAACAGGUGACGAUACAGAUGAAGCAGAGCUAGUUACAAUAUCCAGCCAACGGUCUAUUCUCCCGGUCCCCCAAGUCGCAAAAAGAGAGACGAAUACCAAAAAAGAUCCGACUGUUAUUGAGCCUUUCCUAGAGGAAGCGACAACUUGCAGCGACAUAAACAAUCCCUCAGAAAAACCCGCGUGGAUUAAAGGUGUAUACCUUUGUGCAAACGCAACCGCCGUUUUACUGCUACUAAAUGUCAUAUUGGUUUCCGUAGCAGGCGGACUGGCAUCGAAAAACUCAGGCUCUGGAGGAUCCUCAAAUUCAAAAGUUGUGUACAAUGGCAGCUGCGGCAUAACAGGUCAAUGGAAUACGGCACUUCAUUUUAUUAUUAACGCUCUCAGUACCGGCAUUCUGGCAGCGAGCAACUACUGUAUGCAAACACUCAUCGCUCCAACCCGAAAUGAAAUCGAUCUGCGCCAUGCAAAGCGUCGGUGGUUGGAUAUUGGUGGUUCCAGCUUCAGAAAUCUAUUUGCGAUACCGUUUAAUCGUCUUGGGCUUUGGUUGAUUUUGAUGAUUACUGCCACCCCUUUUCAUCUACUGUACAAUUCUGUCAUUUUUGAAAGCUUAUCCUACAAUGAUUACUGGACAUUCGUUGGACCGUCUGAUUUUGAUGCUCAACAAAUACGAAAUCUGACUACUCCUGGCCUGGAAAAAUGUUUUGGAACUCAAGGGAGCGGCAUCUUCUUUGGCGGAUUGGACGAUAAAGGUGACGGCCAAACCAUCGGUUGGGAUAAAAUAACGCAACUCGUCUUGGAAGGGAAGAGCGAGGCAAUUUCCACUCAGCAGUGUUACGACUACCGCGAGUCAUCAGAUGCAGGGCAUUUUCAAUCAGGGUACAAGGGCCUCAUUCUCCUAUCGAGUGAUCUGAGUAUGGAAGACGGAGGGGAUAAUUCCAUUCUUUGGGAUCGUGGUACAGGUCAACAACAGUCAGUCAUAGCCUCGUCGUUCGCCAACAAAGACACCUCGAACCCCUCAUCUCCGGAAUGCGACGUGUCAUCUUAUUAUCAGGACCUGCCUCUUAGCGGGUGUUUAGCGUUUGAGGGCAAGAAAAACUGUCAACUGCUUUUCAAUCCUACAAUAGGCGUGAUCAUUUCCUUGACUACGCUGGUGAAGGUAAUUACGAUGUUUCUUGCAGCCAGAGUUCAACGGUCUCGGGCACCUCCUCUUCUUACGAUAGGCGAUGCAGUUGCAUCUUUCCUAGAGAGGCCAGAUAGCAUGACGAAAGGAUUAUGCUGGGCCUCAUUUCGCCGCAUUAAAAAAGACUGGAAGCGCCAUCAUGCAUCGUCGAACCAACCACAGCCCAGAGUAUAUGGACAUCUAUCAUCGCGGAAGCAUUGGAGAAGGGCAUCUAGCCCUUGGGCUUGGCUAGCCACCUCAUUUAUUUUUUCCCUAGGCAUCGGCUUGGGCAUUGGUGGUUCGGGCGGUUCAGUGCCAUACUUCACAUUGGACAUGUUUGGAGGUCUAUGGAACUCAGAUGAGAAUAUGAAAAAUUUCGGACAUUUUGUCAGCGUGAACUCCUCAGAGUUGAAAGGCGUGGUGACAGCGAACAGCGUUCAGUUGGUAGUCACAGUCGGCUACUAUUUCUUUAACAGCGUGCUGACUAGCAUGCUGGCAUCUGCGGAGUAUAGUUCCUAUGGGACUGAACGGAAGGCACUUCGCGUCACUUGGCCCGUCAAAGGUAGCAAGCAACGCUCAUCAUACUGGUUGAGUGUUCCCUAUAAAUACGGAAUCCCAGUCCUGCUCCUCUUCACAGCAAUCCACUGGCUUGUCUCACAGGGUUAUUACUACGUUUUAAUGAUCCCUUAUGGCGCAGAUGAUCAGCCCCUGUACCAAAAAAAGAUCAGUGCAGUGGGGGUCUCAUUCCUGCCCAUAUUUAUCGCCGCCUUGCUUGCCUUCAUCGCGGGCAUUCUUUUGCUUUCUUUGGCCUUCCGGAGGCUUAAGUCACUUAUUCCACUGGCGGUUACCUGUAGCGCUGCUAUAAGUGCGGCCUGUCACCCACCCGAGAACGUUUGUCUCGCCAAUGCAGCCCACAGCGAGUUGAUCUGGGGAGAGACGAGCUUGCCACGAGAUUGCGUUGAUGAUGAGAAUGACGGAUGCGAGGUUCGGGGGCAUUGCAGCUUUACUCCACUAGAUGCAAAGCCGCCUUCAUUGGAGAAGUUGUACAGUUAG